AUGCGCCGCUCCGCUCACGCCAUCGCCACCUGCACUUCGAUGAGCCCGGCCACCAUCGCCGCUGUUGUGGCGCAGCCGCGCAGGGAUCCUGCGCCCCUGCCUAUAACAUGCAACACGUCCCCUCGCACCGAGGUCAAGACGUUUCCGCUCUCGCACAUGAUCACGCCACAGCUGCGUGGCACCGGUGUCUUCAGCUAUGUUGAUGGCACCUCGCCGGAGCCGGCCAAGCUCCAAGCCACCAAGGACAAGGACGGCAAGGAUACCUUUGUGCCCAACCCUCUCCACCCCAUCUGGGUGGUGCUCGUCACGGUGACCACGAUCACCACAGCGCAGGCGCUCUGGACGACGCUGGCGGGCAUGUACUCGUCGCAGUCGCUGAGCCGCGUCAACAAUAUCCGUACCUCGCUCAUCAACACGCAGAAGGGCACCCAGUCCGCCGCCGCCUACUUCACCACCAUGCGCGGCCUCGCGGACGAGCUGGCUGCGGCCGGCAAACCCAUCCAAGAUGAUGAACUGAUCUCGUACAUCCUCCACGGGCUGGAUCUGGAGUACCAGCCCCUCGUCUCCGCCCUUAAUGCGCGCGUCAGCCCCGCCUCCCUCGACGAGAUCUUCUCCAUGCUCAGCAACUUUGACCAGUGCAUGGCGCAAUUCCAGAACUCCAGCGACUUCAAAUCCUCCGCCAACCUUGCUUCCCGUGGUCGUGGCGGCGGCUCUCGCUACUGUGGUCCUUCCUGUGGCAAGGGUAGGUCCGGUGGCGCCGGAACCAGCAGCAGUGGCGGAACCAGUGGUGGUGGCGGCCGUGGCAACAGAGGCCGUCGUGGUGGCGGCUCUAGCAGAACUCGCCCGGACGCCUCGCGCUGUCAGAUCUAUGGCAAACCAGGCCACACCGCCAAGGACUGCUGGUACCGUUAUGAUGAAGACAAGGACGACUCCCAAGAUGAUGACAAGAUCGCUGCGGCGGCUGAUGGCUCGUAUGGCGUCGACACCAACUGGUACCUCGACAGCGGCGCCACCAAUCAUCUCACCGGAGAACUCGAGAAGGUGACUCUUCGUGAGAAGUACCACGGCAAGGAUCAAAUCCACACCGCCGAUGGUGCAGUGCCCAACAUAAGGGUGUCAAAUGUCUUGAUGUCUCCUCUGGACGUGUGUAUAUUUCACGUGACAUUGUCUUUGACGGGACCAAGUUUCCGUUUGCUGAUCUUCACCCCAAUGCGGGUGCACUUCUCUGCAAAGAAGUUCUACCUCUUCCUCCUCAUCUCACUGGUUUUGAUCACGGGGGUGAUAACUGUAAUGAUCAAGCAAGGGGAACAAAUCCUCCUCGGGAUCCGUCCAGCCAGGUGCGCCAGCAGAAUCGUCCUCAGGAUCGGCGCGGCGAGACGCGGUAGGCAGGUCAGGCGGAUCCGCCUCAGAUUCCGCGCCAGGCAAACCAGGCAUGGGCCACCGCGCAGUGACAGCGACGUCGAGCCUGUCACGCGGCACCCUGUGGCUGGGGAACACACCUCCUCCGCCCCGCGCCGAUCAGGCGAUGAAAGGUGGCGCACCGCCACUGGACCUAUGGUGGCACGGUUUCCGGCUCAGCCGGUCUGCUACAAACGACGCAACCUGCGCCACCCGGCAGCUGCAGGCCCGAUCGGCGCGGGAUCCCGUGCUGAUACGUGGCCCACUCAAUCCUGCGCCAAUGAUGCGGCCUGCAAGGCGGGAUCUUCUGCGCUGGCUGCGGCGUCUGCGCCCUCCAACGCCAUAGAAGAUCCGGCUCAGGAGGACUUGGCGGCUGCUACUGGUUCAACUUCUGCCAUAGGAUCUUCUGUGGCAGAAACAACAGCUACAUCAUCUCCGCGACGUGAACCAGGUGAACCACACACCCUUGAGGAAGCCUUGGGUGAUGAGAAGUGGAAAAAGGCCAUGAAUGAAGAAUUUGUGGCACUACAGAAGAACAAAACAUGGCAUUUGGUUCCUCCACAGAAAGGGGCUGGAGUCUCAGGCAACUAG
This is a messenger RNA of Aegilops tauschii subsp. strangulata, 1989 nucleotides long. NCBI's taxonomy places the organism in Eukaryota, Viridiplantae, Streptophyta, Magnoliopsida, Poales, Poaceae. The record is from RefSeq and is a predicted model, not a curated record.